Sphaerodactylus townsendi is the source of this 10589-nucleotide messenger RNA. RefSeq names its product zinc finger homeobox 2 (gene ZFHX2). NCBI's taxonomy places the organism in Eukaryota, Metazoa, Chordata, Lepidosauria, Squamata, Sphaerodactylidae. The record is from RefSeq and is a predicted model, not a curated record. Gene Ontology annotation, molecular function: zinc ion binding; DNA-binding transcription factor activity, RNA polymerase II-specific; RNA polymerase II cis-regulatory region sequence-specific DNA binding. The coding region runs from base 482 to 8290 and encodes 2602 amino acids. The transcript is spliced from 10 exons. Gene Ontology annotation, biological process: regulation of transcription by RNA polymerase II; brain development; regulation of neuron differentiation. Gene Ontology annotation, cellular component: nucleus.
GGGAGGGAGGGGAGGAGGGCGGGGGGAGCGAGGCGAGAGAGGGAGGGGAGGGGAGGGGGGGGCGGGCAUUGAUUAUUCCAUUGUGUUGGAGGCAGAGCCGCCAGGUCCGGGGCGCGCGCGAGGGAAGGCGGCAGGCGGGGAGGCGGCCGAGGGGAAAUCAAUGGGGAAGCCCCGGCGCGGCGAACCCCAUCGAUUUUCGCUCGCCUGAGCCGCCGAGGAGAAGCCGGCGCCGGAGGAGGCUGCUGCUGGUGCUGUUGGUGCUGCUGCUGCUGCUGCGGCCGCCCCCCUCGCCGAGCCACCCCCCCCAAGCCCCCCCACCCGGCGGCGGCCGGGAGCGUCAGCGGCGCCUGCUGGUCCCCUCCGCCCUCCGCGCCUCGCCCGCUCCAUGCUCUGGCUUCCUUCCCUUCCCUUCCCGCCAGCAGAGGUGGUCUCGGCUCCCGUGCUGACAUGACCCCUCCACCCCCCUCGCGCCCGCACCGCCAUGGACGCCGCCUCUAACUCCGCCUCCUCCUCCUCCUGCUCCGCUGCUGCUGUCCUCCCGGCCGACGGGCAGGAUGACCGGGCUGCGGUUCGGCCCACUCAGGACUCUCCUGCCUCUCUAGCCACCAAAGAAACCCCCCUCCCGGACCCGCCCUCCUCCGCCACCCCCUCUCCCGAUGAAACCGUUCGGCCCGACUCUGGGGCGGAACCCAGCCCCGCAAAACUCCAACUCCAACCAGGCAUCUUAUCUCCCCCGCGCCUCCAAGUUGACGUUGGCCUAGCGAUACCAAACGUUCCCCCCUCCCCUCAGCCAACAUGCCCUGGAGAAGACGGAAAUGAAGCAGCAGCAGAUGACGACGACGAUGACGACGGAGUGGAUGGUGGAACCGAGGCCCAGCUCUUCUUCUCUGCCAAAGGCUCGGCCUAUCUCUUCCGCAGUGGCCACGUUCUCUUACCAAAGGGCUCCCCUAGCACCACAGCUCCCCCGGUGUCUGUCCUCCACGUCCAGCGCCGUGGAGGCCCAAACCAAGGCUUUACGUCUACUGACCAAAUGUCCCAGAAUACCUCAGCGCCAGCCGAAUGGACCCCUCACGGCGCCUUCCACACGUACCGACUGGCCGGGGCCCCCGCUCAAACCACACCUGCCAAAAACGUCCCCACCGAACCCAAAGAUGCCCCCACCGCCCGCGCAGAGGAUAAGGAAACCCCCCCGAGGGAAGCUGACCUCGACCAAGACGAGCAGCCCGUCCGGCUGUGCCUGACAUGCCGCCUUUCGUUCCGCCGGGGCUGUUCCUUGGCAUCCCACGCUCACGUGGCCCACGGGGUGCAGCUGAGCACCGACCAAUGCCAGGCCCUGUCCAGAGAGGCUUCUGCCGUGUUCCAGGGUACCACGCUUGGCUUCCUAGAACCAAAUAUUCCCACCACUGAGGCAGACCUCAAUGCCAGAAUGUGUAGCAGAUGGGUGAAUGUAUCAGAAGAGAAGGAGGAGGAGGAGGACGAAGAGGCGAAGAAACACAACUCAGAAGGACAAUGCGAGCCACCCAAUGCCAAAGAUUCAAGGGUUGGCGGUGCGCGCCGGGCGGAGGAGGGCCUGCAGGACAAACCAGAGAACGAGGAGGAAGAGGAGAAAGAGGAGGCUGGAGAAAAGGAAGAAGAGGGAAGGCUUCUCCCAGACCAAAGCUCACAUGGCCAAAGCCCGUUCAUGAGUGCUAACACCCCCCCCUCCGAGACGGCGCAGGUGAAGGCCGACAACGACGUCAACGUUGGGUUGGCCAAGGAAGACAUCCACAUGGAGUCGGUCGACAAACUUGCCGGCUUGGCCAACGAAGCUGUCAGCGUGGGACCGAUUCGGGACAGCGCUCCAGCCGAACCCGCCGACAAACCCAACAGUGCCGAAUCAGCCACCAAAGGGAACAGCGACGACCCAACCCACGCCACAGACGUCAGCAGCGCAGGGUUGGCUCACGAGGCCGGGCCCGCCGAGUUGGCCCACGGUGCCAGCAACCUGGGGAUGGCCGGCCUUGGGUUCGAUGUGAACAGCAGCCACAACGGACAGGCCCCGCUCGGCUUUGGGGAUGAUUUCACAGCCAUGGCCUACUCCGGCUUGACUCUGUCCGGCCACAUGUCCUUGCUGCAUUCGCGCAAUUCUUGCAAGACUCUGAAAUGUCCCAAGUGCAACUGGCAUUAUAAGUACCAGCAGACUCUGGACGUGCACAUGAAGGAGAAACACCCGGAAAACAACAGCCACUGCGCCUACUGCAGCACCGGAGGCCCCCACCCCCGCCUGGCCCGGGGCGAAAGCUACAACUGCGGCUACAAACCCUACCGCUGCGAGGCCUGCAAUUAUUCCACCACCACCAAGGGCAACCUCAGCAUCCACAUGCAGUCCGACAAGCACUUGGCCAACCUGCAAGGCUACCAGGCCUCGGGGGGGAGCAGCGCCAACGCGGCGGUCCCGGCCGCGGCUCCCACCCCCUCGUCUCCCGAGGAGAAGGAGUCCAAGGGCAAGUCCUCGUGGCAGUGCAAGGUCUGCAGCUACGAGACCAACAUCUCUCGCAACCUCCGGAUCCACAUGACGUCCGAGAAGCACAUGCAGAACGUGCUGCUGCUGCACCAGGGGCUCCCCUUGGCCCUGCCCGGACUCCUGGGCCAACCCCAAGCGUCGCCCGGAGGCAAGCCGCAGCCAGAGCUCUUCCAGUUCUACGGAGCCCAAGCCCUCGGCCACACCCAUCACCCGCACCCUCACCACGCCCAUUCCGCGGCCAGCCCGGCCCUGCUGGGGGACAAGCCCAUGGAGCAAACCCAGCUCUUACUCAACGGGGGCUUCCCACAUCUCAGCACCCCCGGCAGGAAGAUGGCCGCUUUGGGGUCAGCUCCCGCGUCGCUCUCUCCGGAGCCCGCCCCGCCUUCCCCGCUGCCACCUCACCCCGGGGCGGACCCGGGGUCUCCUCAGAGGUUGUUUAGCUGCUUGGUGUGCCAGGCGUUCGGCACCGACAGCCUGGAGACGCUCCUGCGGCACGCGUCGGCCCCGCGCUCGCUGCCCGAGGCGGAGUGGAAGGAAAUAUCCGGGGACUUGCAUCGAUGUAGGCUGUGCGCGUACGGCACCCAGCUGAAAGCCAACUUCCAAUUGCACUUGAAGACCGACAAGCACGCCCUGAAAUACCAGCUGGUGGCCCACCUGCGCGAAGGGGGCAACAGCGGAGCCCACCUGGGGGUGGAGCUGCCUCUGGGCCCGCCCCUCCACCUGCACUGCAAUCUCUGCGAAUACGAGACCAACAGCAAGGAAAAGAUGCGCCUGCACGUAGCCGGGGGCAACCACCAGGAAGCCGUGCAAGGUUACAAGUUCCUUCUAGAGCUGGAGGCCACGUCGGCCCCGCCGCUGGGCCCUGAACCCGCCCAGUUCCGCUGCCUCCUCUGCAGCGUGGACACACCCAACAGCCUGAUGAUGAUCCAGCACCUCCGCUCCCCCCAGCACCGCGUACCUGGCUCAGUGGCGCCUCCAGUUUCUAACGCAGCAGGAAGAGCUUGCUCCCGGGCUGAGAGAGAUACAUCUGUUCUCCAGCCCCUGCAAACCCCACCCCUAGGGAAGGAAACGGUGAUGGACGCCCCAGAGAAAGCAACGCUGAAUAAACCCCAGAUGCCUGGUUCCGACGAGACCGAAUCAAAAACUGGAGCUGGGGGCAAUAUUACAGUGUUCUGCUGCCCGUUCUGCAACUUCGUCGACCCGUCGGCCGACGCGGUGCGAUCGCACACUGUCUCCCAGCAUGCCGUGCAGCCCAAGUUCCGUUGCCCGCUGUGCCAGGAGCAACUGGUGGGCCGGACCAACCUCCAUUUCCACCUCAGCCACAUCCACAACGUGGUGCCCGAGUGUGUGGAGAAGCUUCUGCUAGUGGCCACCACCGUGGAAAUGACCUUCGCCACCAAAGUUGUACCAAGCCCCAGCCCUCCUCCUGACCCACCAAAGCCAGACGGGACGCCCACCCCAGAGCAAGGGGGUGCAAAUGAACCCCAAAGCCCCCUUCUCGCACCACCCGCUGGAGAAAAAGUUCCCUCAGCGCCAACGCUGCCCCCGGAAACGCCCCCUGCGGCCGCUCCUUCCCCAGCAGCGCCAGCAGACCCGCCGGAAAAGCCGCCACCCGCCUCUUCAACCCCUCCCCCACCCGCUGUGCUCGAGCCCGAAGAGGAAGACCCUCCGCGUCCGAACGCCCCACCCGAGGAGCAGCCGCUGCCACCAUCACAGGCCCCGACGGAGCCUCCGGAGGCCUCGCCCCCUGCCCUGCCCAGCCAGGACCCCCGGCACCCGCUGUCCUACCGCAAGGCAACCAACUUUGCCUUGGACAAGUUCCUGGAUCCCGGCCGCCCGUACAAAUGCACGGUGUGCAAGGAAUCCUUCACCCAGAAGAACAUCCUCCUGGUGCACUACAAUUCCGUCUCACACCUACACAAGAUGAAGAAGGCCUCGGCCGACCCCUUGGCGCCCUCCCGAGGCGAACCGGGCACCCCCGGGGCUCUCCAACCGUCCUCGGACAAGCCUUACAAAUGCACCACCUGCCGGGUUUCCUACAACCAGAGUUCCACCCUGGAGAUCCACAUGCGGUCGGUUCUGCACCAGACCCGCUCCCGCGUCGCUAAGAUGGAAGCCGCCGGCAAAGCCGAGGCGUCGUCCGCUGAAGCGGAAGCCCCAAGCGAGGCACCGCUGGAAACGGAGCCACCUAAGCUCUUAGAGGCUGGCUGCAUGCCGGUGCCGGCUCUCCCCUUUUUGGCACCGCCCACAGCAGAGCUGCAACGUUUCCCCACACCCCUAUUCACGCCACCGCUGCUGCCGCCCUUCCCGCUGGUCCCGGAGUCCCUGCUGAAACUGCAGCAGCAACAGCAGCAGCUUCUGCUCCCCUUCUAUUUACACGACCUCAAAGUGGCCCCCAAGCUGGCUUUAGCAGCACCAGCACUCACCCUCCCGGCCGCUCCACCGGUGCUGCUGCCACCUGCCCCAGCGAAGGAGGAGCCGGCCCCAACAUCAAGCAGUUCUAAACCAGAGCUCACAGAAGAAGCAGAAGCGGAGGAGGCAGAGGCGAGCCAGCCGGCGAGCGAGGCGUCCCGCACGGCAGCCAAGGCCCUCCUGGAGAACUUUGGUUUCGAGCUCGUGAUCCAGUAUAACGAGGGCAAGCAACCCGUGGCGGCAGCCGCUCCGGCCGCCCCCCCUCGGCCCCCGGCAGGCAAGCUGCAGUGCGGCUCGUGCGGCAAACAGUUCUCCAACAUGCUCAUCCUGAAAACGCACGAGGAGCACGUCCACCGACGCUUCCUGCCUUUCGAGGCGCUCAAUCGUUACGCUGCGCAGUUCCGGAAGAGCUACGAUAGCAUGUAUCCACCCCCACCCCCGGCACUCCCUGUGGAGACUACUACCACCACUACUACCACUCCCACAAUCACAGUUGCUGCCGCCGCCGCCUCCACCAUUUCUGCCACAGAAACGCCAACCAUCGCUGUCCCGCCAGCCUCCAUACCUCUGGAUAUCCCCAACCUCUGCCCUCCUUUUUUAAUACAACCCAUCCCCGUGGCAGUUCCACCGCCCGAUGGCGAGACUCCUCGGGUGUCUCCAGAGCAUUUGAAAUCUCUGUGGUUUCGUGGCGAGGACGAGGAAGGUGGCAGUUUGUCCGUGGUUCCCGACGCUCCUUGGAGCGGCUUCCAUGCCACCCGGCGCUUCUCCCGCACUAAAUUCACAGAGUUCCAGUCGCAGGCUCUACAGUCCUUCUUCGAGUCCAGCGCUUAUCCCAAAGACGGCGAGGUUGAGCGUCUGUCGGUGCUCCUGGGCUUGUCGAACAGAGUCAUUGUGGUUUGGUUCCAAAACGCCCGUCAGAAGGCCCGCAAGUGCGGAAGCGAGUCCGGGAUGAGUAGCGGGAGCACCGGGGCGCAGCCCAGCUGCAAGAAGUGCCGGUCGUCCUUCCGCUGCAUCUUUGAACUGAUACGCCAUCUCAAGAAGUGUUACAAUGACCAGCCGGAAGAAGCGGAAGGGGACUGUGCUGAGGAAGACAAUGAAGCUCAUGAGGAAGAAGAACAGGAAGAGGAAGAGGAGCAGCAACAGCAGGAGACUUCUGCAGCUGGCGGGGAUGCUAAGACAGAUGGCCCUGGAGACAGGCUCCCGGAAGAAGAGCUACCAUCUCCAGAAGCCCCGCCUGAAAGCUCAGCCAGUCAUCCCUGUGACCAGUGCCCAGCCACGUUCUCGAGCGCUGACCUUCUCAACGCCCACCAUGUUAGUCAUAUGCCAGCAGCCGGUCCUGCAUCAGCCAUCGUAGGACCUCCCCAACAACUCCCGGACUUGGCCCCCUUGGCAUUCGGCGAGCGCGCCGUGCAGCCCGAUCUCUCCCGGGCGCAGAAACGGAAACAUGAGGACGGGAGCUUGUCGCCCACCGGCAGCGAAUGCGCUAGCAUGGUGGGCGGGGAUAGCGAUCCCCCGCGGGACAAGCGCCUGCGCACCACCAUUUUGCCCGAGCAGCUGGAGAUCCUGUAUCGCUGGUACAUGCAGGACUCCAAUCCGACCCGGAAGAUGCUCGACUGCAUCUCGGAAGAGGUGGGGCUCAAGAAGAGGGUCGUCCAAGUGUGGUUCCAGAACACGAGAGCCCGAGAGAGGAAGGGCCAGUUCCGCUGCAGCGCCAGCUCUACCGUUAUAACCACCAAGCCCUCAACGGUGCUCACGACGGUCUUCCCAAAGUUCAACCCUCCACCGCGGGACCCGCCUAUCCUUUACGGGGCCGCCUUCACCCCAAGCCUCCCUGUGGUCCCUGUCCAGCCGCCACCAAGCAAGCCAGAAGUUCCUGUGGAUUCACAAGCGCAGGACGAAGCAGCCGAGGAGGAGAUACCCAAGGAGAAUGAAGACAGAAGCUUGUCAGGGGGCGAACUGAGCGACUCGUCGUCCUCGACAUGUUCACUGGCUGAUCUGGAUUCCCCGGGCAGCCAACAGAGCCGAGCGACGGAGGGCGGCCUCGGCGGCUCCCUCGACUCCCUGGGUCAGCGUCGGUACCGCACUCAGAUGUCCAGCCUCCAGCUAAAAAUCAUGAAGGCUUGUUACGAGGCCUACCGAACUCCCACCAUGCAAGAGUGCGAGGUGCUAGGGGAGGAAAUCGGGCUGCCCAAGCGGGUGAUUCAGGUGUGGUUUCAGAACGCCAGGGCCAAAGAGAAAAAGGCCAAGGCGGCCUCGGGCAGCACCAGCGGCGGCGACGAGGGGCCUCGUGGCACACAGGCCCAGUCCGAAUGCCCCUACUGCGAAGUCAAGUACGAUUUCUACGUGUCCUGCCGCGGGCACCUCUUCUCCCGUGGCCACCUGGCGCAACUUAAAGAGGCCAUCAAGGCCCAGCUCAAGAGCGAAAGCAAGUGCUAUGAGCUGGUGCCAGAGAAAGGGACGCCAUCCCCAACUAGGCUGGGCAUUUCUAUGCCCCCCACCACCGUGCCACCGUCUCUCGGGAGUAUGGCCUCCUUUGCGCCAGGCCCUUCCUCUUCUUCCUCUGGUGUCCUGAGCUCUUCAUUGGCCUCAACCCAGCCAGGUCCGCCCUUACCUCAGCGCCUCACACCAGAACCGGCCCACCUCGGUCCCUCAACAGAGCCUGCUCCUGCUCCGGAGACCUCCCUGGCCGACAGGCAGGCAGACCCGACUUCGAGUUCGGCCCCGGAACCCUCCUUGUCCUCCACUGCCACGCUGAAGAACCUCAAGACGUUGAAGGCCACGGUCCCGGCCCUGCUGGGCGGCCAGUUCCUGCCCUUCCCUCUGCCUGCGGCCACCGCAGCAGCCCCCUCGCUCUUCGGGGCCCAGCUGCCCGGGGCCUACUUCCAGCAGCUUUACGGCAUGAAGAAGGGGCUCUUCCCCAUGAACCCCGUCAUACCUCAGACACUCAUGGGGCUGCUGCCCAACCCUUUGCUCCCGACGCCCGCGCCCGAGCCGCCCGUCGAGGUGUCCGAAGCCCCCGGCAUCUCCACGGUUGACGUGACUCACCAGUACCUUUGCCGCCAAUGCAAAGCAGCCUUUGAAAGCGAGGGGGCGGCUGCGGCCCACCAGGCGGCUUUCUGCUACUUUGGGCGCCAGCCGCCGGCAGCCCCGCCCCCGCUGCGCGUGCCCGUGUGCACCUACCACUGCCUGGCCUGCGAGGUGCUCGUGAGUGGGCGGGAGGCGCUCGGGGCUCACCUGCGCUCCAGCGCUCACCGGCGCAAGGCCGGCUCCAACGCAGCAACCGCAUCGGUGUUUGCCAAAGAGGAAUCCAAAUUACCUCACUCGGACUCCAACCCAAAAAGUAACGCUACCUCUACGACACUUCUAGCUUUAUAGAGAUGGAUGCCACACUGCCACUCAUUGAGAGAGAAUGACUGACCAGCCAGCCGGCGGAGGGACGGGCGCCCCCCUCGGGGUGUCCCCUCUGCCCGGACCAUCCCUCAACACGCAACCCAGCCAGGAAAAAUGACCAAUAAGUUUGAGAGACAGCCUCUUGCCACUCGCCCAAAGCCACACCCGCUGCCCUAAACUAGCCCCCUAUAUCCCAGCCUACGAGCAGCCAUGCGGGCAAGGCAAAUUCAACUUUGCAGUCCCCGCCCCCCAAAAGUCAAACCUCACCUAUCUGCUGCAGUCUAUCCCAAGAGAUGAGCAGCUGUUAAGAACCCCAGACCUGAAGGAUGCUAACUUUAGAAAGUCCUUGCACCUCUUACAAAGGAGUGUCUGUCUGUCCUUCAACCAUUCCUGUCUUCUUCCACUGGUCUGCCACCUUACCCCCAAACCCUUGCCAAUAUGGCUGCUGUACAGCUAAACCCACCCCUCCCGUGACCCACCCUGCAUAUCACCUAAAUGUAGAUUCCUUACCUCUCCACUCCUACGUCCAGAAAAGGACGAAUGGAUCUUCUGUGGCCAUCCGUAGCUCCCCAAACCCAACACAGAUCCCAACUCGUGCUUUUUUUGCUAGCCCUGAUUCCUGCCACCUACCUGCAUAUUCUGGUCUUCCAUCUACUGUGGCAUACACGUGUAAUUCAGAUGUGAGAGAGACACACAAGAGACUUUGCUUCUCCCACACCUUUAUGUCAUAAACUCCUAAUGUUCUCAUCUUGUCCUCCAGAGACUGUUCGCACAUGCUCUCAGGAACAUCUCAAGAUGAUCCCUGCUACGAACACCUUCAGAUGUUCCUCAAGAGAUGAGCUCCUCCCUUUGGAAGGUGAGCACUCGCUUCCUUCGUAAGCGUUCGUACGUAAAGGCGGCACUGUCUCUUUCUGCUUGUGCCAAAAACGCCUUGUCCUGCACAACCUCCCUUUCAUUCUCAGCACAACGCCUCUUGUUGCUACGUGUGCGUGCCAGAGCCCCACCUUUCUCACCACUUGAUAGCUGCUGGCACACUCUUUUGACGCAUGCACCUGUGUGCAUCGAGACUCCGUCUCUCACAAACACACACACACAUACACACCCUGCUUGAAUUCCCUCUCUCACACUCACCUCCUGCUCUUUUACUGUGUUACUGAGAAAGGCCAAAAAAAAGCAAAGCAAACAAAAAGAAUGGACAGAAAGAAAGAAAAAAUUAUUAACCCAAGGAGACAAAACUGAAGGGGGGAGGGGGGCAAAGAUGUGAAACUGAGACCCCCCCACCCUGCACCCCCUCCCAGAGCAUGCUCCGCCCAUUGUGUAUAAAAAAAAAUUACCGUCAGAGACGGAUGGACAGAUUCCCGAACUGUUGAUGGAUUUGAACGACUUGAACAGCAACCAAACAGGGAAAGAAAGAAGACGUCUCUCUUUCCCGCCAUCUUCCUCUCUCUCUCCUCCUCCUCCUCCUCCUCCUCCUCUCCCCAGGUGGGUCUUUAUGGCCUCUGGGGAACCAAAUAAAACCAACAACCUCGCUGUCUUUUUUCCUCCUGAUAGACGUGACCUUCCGUCUCUGCGCGGGGAAACGACACAAAUCUACUCCGAUGGCUUUAAAAAAAACACGAAAAGAAACAAGAAGGAACCUCCCGUCACACACAAACUUGUGCCGUGUGCCGACGUCCUCGCAAAAAAGAAAAAAAAAGAACACAAAACCCUCUUAUGAAUCCAAAGCUCUUAAAAAAAAACUUCUUUACAAUAACCAAAAAGAGAAAAGAAAACCAACCGUGAGAGAGAGAAUUACCCACCAACAAAAAAGGAAUAAUAAAAAGCAACCAGGAUAUUUUUUUUUGGUUUUAAAAAGAGACAUGAUAAAAAGAAAAGAAAAAGAGAACCCCUCCUGUUUUUCCUCCUCUGUGUCGAUUCUUUUUGGGGUUUCUUUUCAUGUUCUUUUCAUCCCUACCGAGUCUUUUUGAUGCCCUCCCGCCCAACCAAGAUGGACAUGAAUUUUAAGAAGUGGAUGAAACAUGGGAACCUGUGGGGUAAAGAAGGGGUUACAAAACAUAAAAAAAAACACAAAUAACCAAACGAACUACAUGUGGGGUGUUAAGGAGGGAUGGGGGCUUAUACAACGGCUCGCCCUCUGGACCGCUCUGUUUUUCUCAGACUCCCUUCUCCCUACAACUCUAUGCCCCAAAGUGGGGAAAAAAAUGUCUUUCUGUUGUGUAUUUAAAAGAGGGGGUUGGGGAACGAUUAAAAAAAAUAAAAAGAAAUAAAAAAUAUAUGAAAGAAA